Beta vulgaris subsp. vulgaris (sugar beet) is the source of this 1524-nucleotide messenger RNA. RefSeq lists its product as uncharacterized. Gene Ontology annotation, molecular function: nucleic acid binding; zinc ion binding. The record is from RefSeq and is a predicted model, not a curated record. NCBI's taxonomy places the organism in Eukaryota, Viridiplantae, Streptophyta, Magnoliopsida, Caryophyllales, Amaranthaceae. The transcript has a single exon. The coding region runs from base 1 to 1524 and encodes 507 amino acids.
AUGAGGGAGAUGCAAAAGGAACUAUUGGGAUUGAGAAACAAAGCUGAAGAACGUUCCUACAACUCCUAUGAUCGACAACCACGCAAGGAGGAAGAGAUGAAACUAAGUGAACUCCCGGAAUUUGAUGGUACCUUAGAGCCUGAUGUUUACUUGGAUUGGGAAAGGCGUAUGCAGCGCAUCUUUGAUCACAAGAAUGUUAGUGAUGCGACAAGUUUUUCUUAUGCUACCCUUAAAUUCACAAGGUACGCUUCUUUAUGGUUUGAAAACAUGCAAGUGAGGCGAGAAAGAGAAGGGAAGGAAUCCAUCUCUACUUGGUCAGAUUUGAAACUUAAACUAAAGAAACGUUUUGUUCCACGUACUUAUAAGCAAGAUUUGUUUGUAAAGUUUAAUUCUUUGCAACAAAAUCAAUUAACUGUGGCACAAUAUGUGCAAGAAUUUGAGAGGCUUUCAAUGGCGUGUGAUUGUAAGGAUGAAGAUGAGCAAAAGAGUGCCAAGUUUUUGAUUGGGCUUAAUACCCCUAUUGCAAAUCUCGUGGAACUUCAAGUUUAUCAUUCUUUUGAUGAGUUAUGUCAGUUGGCUACGAAGGUGGAAAGACAGCAAAAGGAGGCUAAGGGUAAGAGCACUCGUUUUCCUUUCACUCCUAAAACUGAAAAUUAUUCUUCUUUCGUAAAGAGUGAAGCUUUAGACAAAGGAAAGGGAGGUGAAGAGGAAUUUAAAACUCCUACUAAUGCCACGGCUGGUCAAAAAGGAAUGAGGGAAAGGGUAUGCUUUAAGUGCCAAGGACAAGGGCAUCUCGCAAAACAAUGUCCUAAUAGGAUGUUGAUUACUUUGGAGGAACGUCUUGCCUUGUUGACACAACAGAUGGAAGAGAAGUCGGGGGAGAGGUCUAGGGAGGAUGAGAGGAAUCCUGAAGCAACGUUGCAUGACAUGGCAGAUCCAUCCUUUUGGGCUGCAACUCCUAUCUAUGAACCGGAAGACAAGAGAGGACUGAUUGUGCGAAGGACUUUGGUGGCAGCACCAUUAGAGGACGCAACACAUGAGCAGCGUGAGAACAUAUUAGAGUCUAGAUGUUUGAUCAAUGGUAAGGUUUAUAAUUUCAUCAUAGAUUCGGGUUCUUGCACCAAUGUUGUAGCACGUGCCUUGGUGGAUUCGUUGGAGUUACUUACGCAAGAUCAUCUAAAGCCUCAUAAGCUGAGUUGGUUGAGUGAUGAUGGAGGUGUGCGUGUUAAGAAGAGGGCUUUGGUAGGUUUUCGAGUGGGAGGGUAUAUGGAUCAGAUGUGGUUUGAUGUAGUUCCGAUGACUGCUUGCUCGUUACUCCUACGGCGCCUGUGGCAAUAUGAUCGACAAGUGCUACACCAUGGUCGAGAUAAUGUGUAUUCGUUGCUCGUGGAUGGUGCUCGUGUGGGCCUCAAGCCAUUGUCGCCUAAGAGAAGCUUGCUUCCUAUGCCUAAGGAUAGUGCAUCGAGUGUACAAGAUGGUGGGGGUCAUGUUUGCCUACAAAAUUGUCGAGAGGAGAUGCUAUAG